Scophthalmus maximus (turbot) is the source of this 1785-nucleotide messenger RNA. RefSeq names its product actin-related protein 2/3 complex subunit 1B-like. Gene Ontology annotation, biological process: Arp2/3 complex-mediated actin nucleation. The transcript has 10 exons. Bases 252 to 1409 code for a protein of 385 amino acids. Gene Ontology annotation, molecular function: actin filament binding. NCBI's taxonomy places the organism in Eukaryota, Metazoa, Chordata, Actinopteri, Pleuronectiformes, Scophthalmidae. The record is from RefSeq and is a predicted model, not a curated record. Gene Ontology annotation, cellular component: Arp2/3 protein complex; actin cytoskeleton.
ACCUCUCUCCUCCCUUCCUCUCCGCAGCGCAGCUCCUUUCUUCCUGGGCUCACUCUGUCGUUGGCGUUUCGCGUUGACUGGCCAGAGUCCGCGAGCUGAACACCCUCUCUUCUCCCUUCUCUCUCUCCCUCCAUCCAUCCAUCCGUCUUCUGCAGCUAUUCACCCGACCCAUUCAUCUCUGUACUGCCCUCAGGACUUCUCUGUUCUGUGAACAUCACUUCCUGCUCUGUCUCUUGAGCAUCUGAUUGGCCAUGGCGUACCAUAGUUUCCUGCUGGAACCAAUUAGCUGCCAUGCCUGGAACAAAGAUCGCACCCAGAUCGCCCUGUGCCCCAACAACCACGACGUGCACAUCUACAAGAAAGAUGGCGCCAAGUGGACCAAGAUCCACGAGCUGAAGGAGCAUAACGGGCAGGUGACAGGUAUCGACUGGGCUACGGACAGUAACCGUAUAGUCACCUGCGGUGCCGACCGCAACGCCUACGUGUGGACCCUGAAGGAGGGCACCUGGAAGCCCACCCUGGUCAUCCUGCGGAUCAACCGCGCCGCUCGCUGUGUGAAGUGGUCGCCCAGAGAGAACAAGUUCGCCGUCGGCAGCGGCUCCCGCCUCAUCUCCAUCUGCUACUUUGAGCAGGAAAACGACUGGUGGGUGUGUAAGCACAUCAAGAAGCCCAUCAGGUCCACCAUCCUCAGUCUGGACUGGCAUCCCAACAACGUCCUGCUGGCUGCUGGAUCGUGUGACUUCAAAUGCAGGGUGUUCUCAGCCUACAUUAAGGAGGUGGAGGAGAAGCCCGGCCCCACUCCCUGGGGCAGCAAGAUGCCGUUCGGGGAGAUGUUGCUCGAGUCCGGCGGGUCCGGAGCCGCGGAUCAGAGUUCGGGAGGAGGAGGAGGAGGCGGCGGCGGCGGCUGGGUGCACAGCGUGUGCUUCUCGCACUCCGGCAACCGCCUGGCCUGGACCUCCCACGACUCCACUGUGUCUGUCGCCGAGGGAGGCAAGACGGGAACGGUGAUCAGCCUGAGGUCAGAGACACUUCCCCUUCUGUGUGUCACCUUCAUCACUGAGAACAGCUUAGUAGCAGCUGGCCACGACUGUUGCCCGGUGCUGUUUGUGUACGACGGCGCCAAAGCCUGCUUGACAUUCGGCGGCAAGUUGGACGUGCCCAAGCAGGCGGCUCAGAAGGGCAUCAGUGCCAGGGAGCGUUUCCAGAACCUGGACCGUCGGGCCUCAGAGACCCAGAGCACCGACAAGGACCUGAACACCCUGCACAAGAACAGCAUCAGCCAAAUCUCGGUGCUGGAAGGAGGACGAAACCAGUGCUCCAGGUUCUGCACCACCGGCAUGGACGGAGGAAUGGGCAUCUGGGAUGUCAAGACUCUGGAAUCUGCAAUGAAGAACUUGAAGAUAGUCUGAACUGAAGUUUACACGAAACCGCGCAAAAGUAUAGUAGCUUCUGGAGAUAUGAAGAAAAAACUGCUGCCUUGUCACACAAAGCUUCUUGGCCAUAUUUGUAAUCAGGUAUCUUUUUUACAUGAAUAUAUAUAUGAAGGUUAAACGAUCAGACUCAGGUCAAAUGGUGUUUGCAACCCCCGCCCCCCGCAGCUCUUUGCCGAGCUUGUAGAAACGGAGGGCCUGACCAUGGGUCUGCAAACGGUACAGUGUAAUCACGGACUGAAUGCUUAAAGCAGGAAUUUUAUAUUAAUCUGAAUGAAAAAAACGCUGCAGUAGUUGUCUAAAGCUUAUGCUGGUCAUAAAAUGCAUAUCAUAAAAUGAUUGUCACAGUGCUCAA